Molecule: messenger RNA, 1572 nt
Organism: Seminavis robusta
Lineage: Eukaryota; Bacillariophyta; Bacillariophyceae; Naviculales; Naviculaceae
Source: the annotation of a GenBank genome assembly
AUGGACGAAGAAGACAAUGAUGGAGGCUUCAUUGAGGAGGAGGAGGACCUGUAUGAUGUUGCCCAAUUCUCUGACGAAGGAAGACGUGAACACCAUGGUCUGGAAGAAUUUGCGGAUCAUAUCGCGGAACAUUCCGGGAUGAUUCCACUCUCAGCUUGUGACGAACGUUCAUCCUCCGAGGAAGAGGAUUCUGACGAUGAAGAAGAAGAAGAGCCACAACGACGACGGCUCCGGAUUGCUCGAAGGAAAGCUGAACGAGCAUUGAAGGACCAGCCUGAGUCCGAGUCUGACUCCGAAGACGAAGAUGACGGAGAAGUCGAGAAUGCCGAAGUCGAGAAUGCCGAAGUCGAGAAUGCUGAAGAAGAGAAUCCCGAGGUCGAAAAUGAGCCGGUUGUUGAAGAGCCGGCUGCAGCGGCAGGAUCCCAGGAGGGGGACGAAGAAGAUGGAGAAACGAACCUGACGUCUCUCUACGCACGAGCAAAAGGUCUGGUUGACACCAAGGACAAGGUGAACACCAGGCGCAAGAAUUUCCAGAAGCAAGCUGCAGUUUGGGAAGUGAUGAAGUUUGCCCACAUUCGACAGCAGAAGGACUUGGAGGAAUUGAGAGCACUGGACUUCAAAGCUUUCGAAAAGUUGGAGGAUGCAGAGACAGAAAAGAAGCCGUAUUGUGUUUGUCUCCUGUGCUAUGAUGAUCCUGCAGUCAGCUUGUACUGCUCCCUGGUGAAGCCGUCCUACAAGAAGACUGGUGGCCCACCGUAUGCCCUGAAUGGUAAUGGCAAUAUGACAAGCCAUGUCCAGGCUAAGCAUGCAGAAGUCUGGGAGGCGAUGAAAGCAUUGAAACAAAAAUACAAAUACGAAGAAGGCCACGCUACUGGCAACUUUGGUGAUGAUGUUGGUCCUGCAACACGUCCACGCCCGACUGCUGUUUUCUCCACCGCCGGUACUGCAAUUACCGGGGAUCCUCCAUCUCAGUUAGUGGUUGAGCAUUCGAUUGGAAGACGCAAGCGAUACAAAGACAAGAAGGUUUGCGAUUCUUUUAAGGCCUGCGAGCAAGUCAGGAAGGAUUCCGAGGCUGCCGCCGGAUGGAUACAGAGUAAGAAGUCAAGAGGAAGAUGGAUUGAUUUCGUGAAAGAGCUCAAGAAGGUCGGGAGGCACGCGGUGAUGGUACUUGUGCCAAAUCAUACUCGGUCGGCAGGCGUAAUGCUGCGCUAUGCCGGCAUGAUUCGGAGUCGCUGGAAUUACAAGCACUACUACAACAAGAACCAUAAGGCUUUGGAAUUGGACGACAACCAAUUUUGGAUGAUUGCUCAACUGUAUGCUGUCUUGUUUGCUAUGAGAGUUAUCCUCAUGCAGACUCAAACCGAUGGAAAUGGAACUAUUUCUUACGCUCCCUUUUUCAUUUACCGAGUGUUUUUCCACUAUGUUACAGCAGACCAUUACUGGGUGCCAGAAACAAGACGCAGUGAGACUCCGGACAAGGAAGGUAAAUGGGACGGUAAUGCACACUUUCCAAGGCAGAAGUUCGACGGCACACCCACUUGUCCCAGGCCAACUGUUGAGGGAGAGGGGUAA